This is a messenger RNA of Seminavis robusta, 1281 nucleotides long. NCBI's taxonomy places the organism in Eukaryota, Bacillariophyta, Bacillariophyceae, Naviculales, Naviculaceae. The record is from the annotation of a GenBank genome assembly.
AUGGAAUCGCUGGGAGCUGCACUGGCUGCGCUGGGAGUUGCACUUGCCAUGCUUGGAACCACACUCGAUUCGCUUGGUGCUGCACUCGCUGUACUUGGAGCCGCACUGGCUGCACUGGGAGCUGCACUUGCCGCGCUUGGAGUUGCACUUGAUUCGCUUGGUGCUGCACUGGAAUCGCUGGGAGCAGCACUGGCUGCACUGGGAGCUACACUUGCCACGCUUGGAGCUGCACUGGAAUCGCUGGGAGCUGCACUGGCUGCGCUGGAGUUGCACUUGCCAUGCUUGGAACCACACUCGAUUCGCUUGGUGCUGCACUCGCUGUACUUGGAGCAGCACUUGAUACACUCGGUGCUCCACUUGCCACGCUGGGAGCCGCACUCGCUGCGCUUGGAGCUGUAGUUGAUUUGCUUGGUGCUGCACUCGCUGCACUGGGAGCUGCACUUGCCAAGCUUGGAGCUGCACUGGAUUCACUGGGAGCUGCACUGCUGCUGGGAGCUGCACUUGCCGUGCUUGGAGCGACACUCGAUUCGCUUGGUGCUGCACUCGCUGACUGAGCGCACUUAGAUGCUGCGGACUGCACUUGGUGCUGCACUUGGCACAAGACUGGGGCUACGGCUGGGAAUAGAGCUAGGGAAAUCAGAAGUGCUCGGUGCUGCACUUGAUGCACUUGGUGCUAGACUGGGGGGAGAACUUGGAGACUGAGCAGAACUCGGUGCUGCGCUUGAUGCACUUGGUGCAAGACUGGGGCUACCUGGAGCAGAGAAGAGUCGAAGGCUUACUUGGGGCAGUGCUUGGAUUAGUGCUUGGGGAAGCAGAUGUCGGGGCGGCCGUUGAUGGACUUGCAGUUGUAGGGGUAGCUGUGGGACUUCCUGCCGUGACUGUAGGGCCUGCAGUUGUUGGGCUUGCUGUAGUGGGUCUAGCAGUUGAAGGCGUAGCAGUUGAGGGGAUAGCUGUUGUGGGGUUAGCCGUCGAUGGACUUGCUGUUGUAGGAGUAGCUGUGGGACUUCCUUCAGUCACUGUAGGGCCUGCAGUUGUUGGGCUUGCUGUAGUGGGUGUAGCAGUUGAAGGCGUAGCAGUUGAGGGAAUAGCUGUUGUGGGGUCAGCCGUCGAUGGACUUGCUGUUGUAGGAGUAGCUGUGGGACUUCCUUCAGUCACUGUAGGGCCUGCAGUUGUUGGGCUUGCUGUAGUGGGUGUAGCAGUUGAAGGCGUAGCAGUUGAGGGAAUAACUGUUGUGGGGUUAGCCGUCGAUGGACUUGCUGUUGUAGGAGUAGCUGUGGGACU